Aspergillus chevalieri is the source of this 993-nucleotide messenger RNA. Its product is annotated as putative mRNA decapping hydrolase. Bases 1 to 993 code for a protein of 330 amino acids. Gene Ontology annotation, cellular component: nucleus; P-body. Gene Ontology annotation, biological process: deadenylation-dependent decapping of nuclear-transcribed mRNA. NCBI's taxonomy places the organism in Eukaryota, Fungi, Ascomycota, Eurotiomycetes, Eurotiales, Aspergillaceae. The transcript is spliced from 3 exons. The record is from RefSeq and is a predicted model, not a curated record. Gene Ontology annotation, molecular function: hydrolase activity; RNA 7-methylguanosine cap binding.
AUGACUGCCAAUACUGAAGACACUGCCCCGGAGGUAUUAAUCCCGAAGUUCGAAAUCGAAACGCUCCUAAAACAAGACCAAAAUGGCCGCAGAAUUGCGAUGCUCGGCUCCAUCGAUGGCCAACAAGGUAUCCUCAUAGCCGAACGGACAGCCUUCGCAACCGAAUCCCUCCAAGUCCUAAAAGCCUUCCACGCCGCAAUCCAACGAGUCAACAACCUAGGCGACAACGACAUCUACAGAUGGUACCUUGCGUCUUCUGGCCCCGAUACCCAAGGGCAGGACCAAAGCAAUGCAAGCGACCUCAAACUGAAUCUAAUCUGGCCAUGCACAGCGCAACACAUCAAGAAAUACUCUGACCAGAUCCUCCGCAUGGUAACCGAAACACCGGAAAUCCACCGCAACCACAUCCGCCCCUACAUGCAAGCAAAGAAAGAAGGUGGGAGUCUGAACUGGGUAUACAACAUCCUCGAAGGCCGCACAGAGCAAGAAGAUGUCAUCUUCCGGGAUCCCGGGCAACAUGGCCAAGACGAGGGCUUCCUGAUGCUGCCGGAUCUCAACUGGGACCGAAAGAGUAUGGGGUCGCUGCAUCUGCUUGCGUUGGUUAAUAGGAGGGAUAUCAUGAGUUUGCGGGAUUUAUCGAAACGCCAUCUUCCGUGGUUACGGUAUGUGCGAAAACGGAUUCUCGAGGAGACAGUUAGGAUGUAUCCAGAGUUAGAGGAGGAUCAGUUGAAGCUUUAUGUGCAUUACCAACCAACUUAUUAUCACUUCCAUAUCCAUGUUGUCAAUGUGAUGCUGGAAGCCGGUGCCACACAGGCUACUGGAAAGGCAUUCGGGUUGGAGAAUAUCAUCUCUCAGUUGGAGACCAUGUCCGGUGAUGAGUAUGCGAGUAUGGCAGAUGCCAGUUUGUCUUAUUUUGUCGGCGAGGCUAGCGAACUGUGGACGAGCAUUUUCGGGCCACUUAAACAGGGACAGAAGCCUGCUAUUGAAAACUAA